Plectropomus leopardus (leopard coralgrouper) is the source of this 2369-nucleotide messenger RNA. Its product is annotated as corticotropin-releasing hormone receptor 1-like. The record is from RefSeq and is a predicted model, not a curated record. Lineage: Eukaryota; Metazoa; Chordata; Actinopteri; Perciformes; Serranidae. Gene Ontology annotation, biological process: cell surface receptor signaling pathway; adenylate cyclase-activating G protein-coupled receptor signaling pathway. Gene Ontology annotation, molecular function: corticotropin-releasing hormone receptor activity; corticotrophin-releasing factor receptor activity; G protein-coupled peptide receptor activity. Gene Ontology annotation, cellular component: plasma membrane; neuron projection.
UUUAUCCGGAGCCUAACUUUCUCAUAGCGGUGACGUCUAGAUUGCAAAGAGAUUAGAGAUUAGGAUCUGGCACAGCGUUGCAUAAUUAACUCCACACACAGUCGCGUCGCAGAGUCCCGGUUUAAAGUGGCACAACGUGGGCGGCGCGUCGAGGAGCCGAUGUGAGGCAGCGGCGCGGCGGCGCAGCGCAGAAGCUGGAGACCGAGCGAGGGGACACGACGGUGCUGCAACCGGCGGAGGAGAAGCGUGUACGCGAAGGGGAGUUUUUGGUCCGGGGCCAGUGGUGAAGGGUGCGGGAGUGUCCGUGUGAUGGUGCGCGUCUCUCCAAGGUGGAUCCGGUUUCCAGUCCGGUAACAAAAAACUGACUUAAUUUCACGAAACCGACCCGAACGGAUUCAAUCACCUGGAGACACAUUUCUGCUCCUGUAUGCGCUCAUGAAUGGAUCUUAAUAUUGUGCGUUUGGAGACCUGAUUUUUGUUGUUUUUACGCGUUUUUCUCAGUUGCAGAAGUGACAUUUCCAACAUUUUUUUCCUUUUUUGCGCAAAAAUCAACAAAAUGUGCCACUUUUCUUUGCGCAAUUAAACCCUUUCCCAAAAAAAUGAGACUUUCAGUGGAUUAAAACUCACAAAAAGACAUUAAACCACGCACGUGAACAUUAUGUGAAAAAUAAAAGGUGUGGAAAUGCGUCGCAAAUGCAUCUGUCUGCUCGAGGUGUGUGCCAUCGUAAGCCUCCUGCCUUCGGGCGCCGUGGCAGAUCUGACAUGUGAAGCUCUGCUCAUGCUGGCGGGAAAUGUCUCAUUACAGUCGCUGGCCGCCUCCUGGAACCAGACCCUGAGCAACGCCACAGGCUCGGGUCUCUCCUGCGACACCUCCAUCGACGGCAUCGGCACCUGCUGGCCCAGGAGCAGCGCCGGCCAGAUGGUGGCACGACCCUGUCCCGAGAUGUUUUACGGCGUCAGAUACAACACCACCAAUAAUGUUUAUAGGAAAUGUCUGGCAAAUGGGACAUGGGCGCUUAAGGGGAACUACUCCAUGUGCAAGGCCAUACUUCACGAGGAGAAAAAAGGCAAGAUGCACUACCAGAUAGCUGUGAUCAUAAACUUCCUGGGUCACUGCAUCUCCAUGCUGGCUCUGCUCGUGGCCUUCUUCCUCUUCUUGUGUUUGAGGAGCAUCCGCUGCCUGAGAAACAUCAUCCACUGGAACCUCAUCACCGCCUUCAUCCUGAGGAACGCCACCUGGUUUAUCGUCCAACUGACCAUGAGUCCCGAGGUGCACGAAAGUAACGUGGUCUGGUGCCGCCUCGUCACGGCCUCCUUCAACUAUUUCCACUCCACAAACUUCUUCUGGAUGUUUGGCGAGGGCUGCUACCUCCACACCGCCAUCGUCCUCACCUACUCCACCGACAAGCUGCGCAAGUGGAUGUUCAUCUGCAUCGGCUGGUGUAUACCGUUCCCUAUCAUUGUGGCAUGGGCGAUCGGGAAGCUGUACUACGACAAUGAGAAGUGCUGGUUUGGGAAGCGCGCCGGCGUCUACACAGACUACAUCUACCAGGGUCCCAUGAUUCUUGUCUUAGUGAUCAACUUCAUUUUCCUGUUCAACAUUGUGAGAAUCCUGAUGACCAAACUGCGAGCCUCCACCACGUCAGAGACAAUCCAGUACAGGAAAGCUGUGAAGGCGACGCUGGUGCUGCUUCCUCUCCUGGGAAUCACCUACAUGCUGUUCUUCGUGAACCCAGGCGAAGACGAAAUCUCUCAAAUCGUCUUCAUAUAUUUCAACUCUUUUUUGGAGUCCUUCCAGGGCUUCUUUGUGUCGGUGUUUUACUGCUUCCUGAACAGCGAGGUGCGCUCAGCUGUGAGGAAGCGGUUCCACCGCUGGCAGGAGCAGCACUCGAUCCGAGCCCGGAUGACCCAGGCCAUGUCCAUCCCCACCUCACCUUCACGGGUCAGCUUCCACAGCAUCAAGCAGUCCACGUCACUAUGAGGAGACCGCCGUCGUCAUGGAUACGCCCCCCACCCCCACCCCACCACCAGCUGUCGUCAUCGUUUUCUAACACAUCGCUGGAGAGCACUUAGAGCGGCGGGCUGCAGAGCUGCGUCAGUCUGCGAUCCUCAGGAGGGACGCUCGCAGAGCCGAGAAUGGACGAACACGGAGCUAAAGGACGCUGCGGACUCUGCGGGACGAGAGGUUAGUGGAUCAAAAGAUGACCAGGUUUGACUUUGAAUCUGGGUGUGAAUGUACAGCACUGUUUUCUGUAACGUUUGCCUGCCGUCGAUGUGUUCCUGCCUGCACACUUUCUGUUUCUGACGUCAGCGAGAACUCGUGUGGCCGGACCGCGCCGGAUCCCACCCAGCCGACAGCGGACCCAAAC